AUGGACUACUCAGUAUCGACGCAAUCAUACGUCAAACUUGCGCUACACGCAGCUAAGCAUCCUUCAAAUGCUGUUUGUGGCCUUCUUAUAGGUGUGGGAAAUGGAAAUCGUGUUUUAAUUACGGAUGCUGUGCCGCUAUUCCACCAUGAAGCCCCGUUGGCUCCUCUGUUCGAGGUAGCGUGUGCUAUGGUAGACGCACACUACCAGAUAGGUCAAAAGAUGCAGAUUGUCGGCUUCUACUAUGCUGGAAGUGGACAUUUACCAUCUGAGUCCGGUAAUGGACUGAGCCACUUUGCUCACAAAGUUGCGGAGAAAGUGGAGCAGAAUUAUUCCCGUGCCUGCGUCUUACUGCUUGAUAAUCAGCAACUUAAUAGUGAAGCCACGACAGGGAUUCAGCUUUUACUAAAGGACAUUAAACGAGGCUGGACAAAGAUGGAGAAUCGACUUAAUGUUGCUGAUGGUGCGACCAAGGUGCUCACUCAAGGACUGAAACAGAAUGUGCAAAAUGACGUAGUAGACAUUGAUGAGCACUUUGAGAUUCCUAGCAAGGACUGGCGAAAUCUACACAUAGCGGAGCUGCUCAAGCUUAAUGUAUAA
Molecule: messenger RNA, 597 nt
Organism: Plasmopara halstedii
Lineage: Eukaryota; Oomycota; Peronosporomycetes; Peronosporales; Peronosporaceae
Exons: 2
Coding region: 1-597 (198 amino acids)
Cellular component (GO): EMC complex
Source: RefSeq, a predicted model, not a curated record